This is a messenger RNA of Yamadazyma tenuis ATCC 10573, 1503 nucleotides long. The record is from RefSeq and is a predicted model, not a curated record. Lineage: Eukaryota; Fungi; Ascomycota; Pichiomycetes; Serinales; Debaryomycetaceae.
UAGAAACUGGGAUAACAUUUAUUACUUCUGAAUCUAUUCAGUUUGGUUAUAAAUUAAUCAUCAAUUACCAGCAUUUCCUGAACCAUGAACAACCAAAAACUUGUGACCGAUGAAUUAAAUCAGUUGCAAAAGGAAAUCAUUGCAAAAAACCCCGUUGACGUGUUGCAGUUCUGUGCUAACUAUUUCAACUCCAAGUUGGAAUUACAAAGAUCUUACUUAUGGCAGCAACAGGCUAGGGCGAAGGCAGCAGGCCUCAAUUUGUUUCCAAACAUUGAUAACGUCAGUUUAAUGAGUAACAGUCAUGUUAAUGGCAGACAGCCAAGUUUCAAAUCUCCUUUCAACGCUAACGAGAAUGACCCUCACCAAUUAUUUAAAGAUGAUUAUAGUGCCAAUCAUUCCACCAAUGAAAACCACUUACCUGAAUUGGAUCCAAAUGACCCUUCGCCUGCAUUCACAGACCCCAAUGACCCCAAUGCCCCAUUGCCUGCCGAUCUCGAAGAAAGUAGAGAUAAACCAAGGCCUUUAACCAACACCAAGAUCCCAAUUAAGUUUAACGUUAACAGAAGAACAUCUGUUUCUGCAGAAGCCCUUAAUCCCGACAAGUUCAAGACAGACAGCUGGAAACCCCCAACCAAUAAUUUGACUGAAUCCCAAAAGACUGAAUUGGGUAAGACCUUACAUUCCAACUUUUUAUUCCAAAAAUUGGAUAGUACUUCCAAAAAGACGGUUUUAUCGGCAUUAACUAAGAAGACCUAUAAGAAGGGUGACGAGAUCAUCACACAAGGUGAUGAAGGAGACUAUUUCUAUAUAAUUGAAAGUGGUACUGUCGAAUUUUAUGUGGACAAUAUUGAAAGAGGUACGAGCAAAGAAGGGUCAUCGUUUGGAGAAUUGGCCUUGAUGCACAACUCUCCGAGAGCUGCAACCGUUAUAGCUGCUCUGGAUGAUGUCACUUGCUGGGCUUUGGACAGAUUAACAUUCAGAAGAAUCUUAUUGGAAGGUACUUUUAAUAAGAGAUUGAUGUAUGAAAACUUCUUGAAAGAAGUCAAAAUUUUGUCUGGUUUAUCUACUCAAGAAAUCUCAAAGUUGGCUGAUGCUUUGACUACGGAAAUUUAUCACCAGGGCGAUAAGAUCGUCACUGAAGGUGAAAGUGGAGAAAACUUCUACUUCAUCGAAAGUGGAAACUGUGAAGUGUUUAAAUCCGAUCAAGGACGGGUGACAGAGUUGUCCAAAGGUGAUUACUUUGGUGAAGUUGCUUUGUUGAAUAACUUACCAAGACAAGCUACUGUUCAAGCAGUUGAUACGGUGAUAGUGGCUACCUUAGAUAAAUCCGGAUUCCAAAGAUUAUUGGGCCCGGCUGUCGAUGUUUUGAAGAGCAAUGAUCCAACCCAUCAUUGAUGUACAAGAGGUUACGUUUUGUUACUGCUUUUUUUCUAUAUUAGUUAGGAACCAACAAUUAUCAUUUUGCGAUUAGAAUACUGUUUCUGCCCAACUUCUGAUUUCGCG